AUGCGCUUUCCACUACAGCAUCAAGGAAGUCGCGGUCGCAUCCGCCAAACAAAUUCCGCGGAGCGAAUGCACGCUUCAACAUAUCUCAUGGAAAAUAUUCCAAAGAUUAGCGAGUCUCUGUCAUUGUCUUUUCGAUUGAUUUUCCAGGUUUGGGACAUUGGUGGGCAAAGCAUCGCUGGCGAGAUGAUUGACAAAUACAUCUAUGGAUCACAUGCAGCUUUAAUCGUAUAUGAUGUCACUAAUAUGGGCUCUUUUGACAAUUCUCAGGAUUGGCUAAAUGUAAUUCGCCGAGUAACAAAAAGUCAGGAAAAGCCUCCACAAAUUGUAUUGGUCGGCAACAAAGUGGACGAAGAACGUCUUCGAAAGGUGUCAGUUGAUGCGCAUUGCGAAUUCGCGAAGCAGCACGAUCUGAAAGCGUUUUAUGUGUCGGCGAAAACAGGCGAUUCAGUUGCCAUGAUGUUCAGGUACGACAUUCUCUAA
Messenger RNA from Cooperia oncophora, 480 nucleotides. NCBI's taxonomy places the organism in Eukaryota, Metazoa, Nematoda, Chromadorea, Rhabditida, Trichostrongylidae. The record is from the annotation of a GenBank genome assembly.